Messenger RNA from Anoplophora glabripennis (Asian longhorned beetle), 1249 nucleotides. Its product is annotated as trans-1,2-dihydrobenzene-1,2-diol dehydrogenase-like. The transcript is spliced from 4 exons. Bases 118 to 1125 code for a protein of 335 amino acids. The record is from RefSeq and is a predicted model, not a curated record. Lineage: Eukaryota; Metazoa; Arthropoda; Insecta; Coleoptera; Cerambycidae. Gene Ontology annotation, molecular function: nucleotide binding.
CUUAUACUUAUUGUAUUAUUUUAAUUGUAGGUACCACUAACAUUCAUAACAAGUAUUUUAUAUUUAUUUAUACGAGUAUAAUUUGGUACCUAAAUUCUACAGAAAGAAUAAAUCGAAAUGGCUCUAAAAUGGGGAAUAGCAGCUGCUGGCAAAAUUUCAAGUGAUUUCGUUGUUGCUCUGAAGGCACUUCCUUCAGAUAACCAUCAAGUUGUGGCUGUAGCAGCGCGUUCAUCAACUAGUGCUGAAAAAUUCGCGAAAGCUCAUGGAAUUCCUCAGGCUUACGAGGGUUACCAGAAACUUGCGGAGGAUGGCAAUGUGGAUGUCGUUUACGUGGGCGUGUUAAAUCCUCAGCACUACGAGGUUUCCAAAUUGAUGCUGGAAAAUGGAAAGCACGUUCUGUGCGAGAAGCCGUUUACGAUGAAUGAGAAACAGACUAGGAAGUUGAUUGAGAUCGCUAAGGCUAAAAAACUGUUUAUUAUGGAAGCUAUUUGGUCGAGGUGUUUCCCGGCAUAUAAAGAACUUAGAAAGAUCAUAGAAUCUGGAGAUAUUGGGGAGGUGGUUCAAGCAAGCGUGGAAUUUGGCUUUCCAAUUUCAAACAAUGAUCGUAUAAAGUCAAAGGAGCUGGGGGGAGGGACAAUACUAGAUCUGGGAAUAUAUGUUCUUCAAUUUCAGCAGUAUGUCUUUCGUGGCCUCACUCCAUCCAAGGUGGUGGCAAGUGGACACUUAAACGAAGAUGGUGUUGACAACUCGGUUUCUGCAAUUCUCACUUAUCCAGGAAGUAAGACGGCUUUAGUUUCCAUAUCCAGUCUGGUGAAAUUGUCCUGCCAGGGUAUUAUCUACGGCACAAAAGGAACCAUAAAAGUCGACGAAGUCUGGAGCCCCACUACGUUGGAUUUGAAUGGACAAGUUCAAAAGUUCCCUUUGAUAGAAAACAAGGGUAGUUUUAAUUAUUACAAUAGCGCAGGUUUGGCUUACGAAGCAGAAGAAGUCAGGAAAUGCAUAAGAGCUGGUGCUAUCGAAAGUGAGCAAAUUACUCACAAAGAAACCAUUCAGUUGGCUCACCUGAUGGAUAAGUUGAGGCAGGACGUAGGUGUGGUGUUCCCAGCUGAUUCAGAAAAUUAUUGAAUGAAUUAAGUUUUGAGCAUUACUAUUAUUGUAUAGUUAUUCAGGGUAAAAUUUCAUCAAUAUUAUUAUUCAAGACCAUUAUAUAUUUUUUGGAAGUUAUAUUGUAUACUUAAUAAAAUGUUUU